Molecule: messenger RNA, 2043 nt
Organism: Spirometra erinaceieuropaei
Lineage: Eukaryota; Metazoa; Platyhelminthes; Cestoda; Diphyllobothriidea; Diphyllobothriidae
Source: the annotation of a GenBank genome assembly
AUGGAUCACCUGACUGCGCUCUUCCAGGAGAUGUGGCGUCAAGGUGAAGUCCCGCAAGAUUUCAAGGACGCAACUAUCGUGCACCUAUACAAGCGCAAAGGGAAUCGCCAAGUCUGCGACAAUCACCGCGGCAUCUCCUUGCUGAACAUCGCCAGGAAGAUCGUCGCUCGCAUCCUGCUCAACCGCCUCAACAACCAUCUGAAACAGGGCCUUCUGCCGGAAAGCCAAUGCGGCUUCCGUCGUCAUCGUGGGACCACGGAUAUGAUCUUUGCAGCCCGCCAACUUCAGGAGAAGUGCCAGGAGAUGCGGACCCACCUGUACUCUACCUUCGUGGACCUGACGAAAGCCUUCGACACGGUGAAUCGUGAAGGACUGUGGAAGAUCAUGCAGAAAUUCGGCUGUCCGGAGCGAUUCACUCAGAUGGUGCGUCAGCUGCACGACGGUAUAAUGGCGAGAGUCACGGACAACAGAGCUGUCUCAGAGGCAUUCGCAGUGACCAAUGGAGUGAAGCAAGGCUGCGUACUGGCGCCUACCCUCUUCAGUCUUAUGUUAUCUGCCAUGCUGAUGGACGCCUACCGCGACGAACGCCCUGGAAUCCGCAUCGCCUAUAGAACGGACGGUCAUCUCCUGAAUCGCCGGCGCAUGAACUUCCAAUCGCGUGUAUCCACAGCCACCGUGCACGAACUCCUCUUCGCCGACGACUGCGCCCUGAACACCACCUCAGAAGCAGAGGUGCAACGGAGCAUGGACCUAUUCUCCGCCGCCUGCGAGAACUUUGGGCUGGUUAUUAACACGCAGAAGACGGUGGUGAUGCAUCAGCCGCCUCCCAGCUCAGCCACAGCCCCCAACGCGCCGCAAAUCAACGUCAAUGGGACUCAACUACAAGUGGUAGAGAACUUCCCGUACCUGGGCAGCACGCUCUCCCGCAACACCAAAAUCGACGACGAAGUCGCCAACAGGAUCUCGAAAGCCAGUCAAGCCUUCGGUCGCCUCCAAAGCACAGUUUGGAAUCGUCACGGUCUCCAACUGAGCACAAAGCUGAAGAUGUACAAGGCCGUCAUCCUGCCGACGCUACUGUACGGAGCGGAGACCUGGACAGUGUACACGAGGCAGGCACGUCGACUAAACCACUUCCACCUCAGCUGUCUCCGCCGCAUCCUGAGGCUGAACUGGCAGGACCGCAUCCCCGACACCGAAGUGCUGGAACGGACGGGAAUUCUGAGCGUCUACUCCAUGUUGAGACAAAUGCAGCUGCGCUGGAGCGGCCAUCUGGUGCGCAUGGACGACGAGCGACUACCCAAACGACUCUUCUACGGAGACGUUGAGACGGGUUCUCGUCGUCAAGGAGGCCAAAUUCGCCGUUACAAAGAUACUCUGAAGUCCUCCCUGAAGCGCCUGCACAUCAACCCGACCAACUGGGAAGAGCUCGCCCGCGAUCGUCCGACAUGGAGGAGAACAGUGAAGACGGGCGCUGCCAUCUACGAAGCCAACCGCAACGCCGCCGCCAAAGUGAAACGUGAAGUCCGCAAAUCACAACUUCGCCCAAUACGCAACGCUGCCGCACAACCUCUCCCUACGUGUCCUCGAUGUCAACGGACAUUCCGGGCACGAAUCGGACUUGUUGGCCAUCUUCAAACCAACUGCACCUCUCGAACUGCUCCAGCCAUCGUCCCCGCGCACGCCUCUUCCUCGUCCUCUCUUCCGCCAACUAACUCUGACACUCCUUCUGCACCACCACUUCCAUCCUCCUCCUUCUCCUCCACUGCCCCAGCGGUGGCCGUUCAGGCUGCCGUCUCACACAUCGCCAACCACGACACAGCAACCGCAACCACCCCCACCUGCCCUCACUGCGACCGCACCUUCACCUCACACAACGGCCUGGUCGGUCACUUGCGAAUCCAUCGCACAGAGACUGGUGAACCAGUGCCUGGAGCACCAACCUACACCCACCGCACUCGCCUCCACUGCCCACACUGCCCUCGCACCUUCACGCAUCGCAUGGGUCUAUUCGGCCACAUGCGCAUCGACAACGACCUGCGAUAG